GUCUAUGAAAAUCUUAACAUAUAAAACAUGAUGAUUUUGAUCACAUGAAACAUGUUUCACAAUGAAAAUGAAAACAUUGAGAAAUAACAUUCAGGAUAUUAGCUGUUAUCAUCUUACAUUUUAACAAGAUUUCCUGAAAUAGAAAAAACUAGAUUGUGGUUCCACACAAAGCCUCUGGGCGCUGCUGUUGGCCAGUACAGGGCAAGUGCUGUUGCCCAGGAUUCUUCAGCCUCUAGCCUGGGUUUCCCUGCUCAGUCAACAACGCAGAGUGAAGGAACUGGAUACACACUGGGGCCCCUGGCUGCGCAGACUCUCCCCAGCACACACAGAUUCCCAGCCCUAACACUGGGGGUCUGUAUGUUCUGGGCCGAGUGCUACCAGUGCGAUAGUGUGCACCUUCUCCAGCUGGAAAGACUGGGACCCAGCGAGAACUAGAGCGCGCAAUGGGAGGGAGCUGCGCUCAGAGGCGCCAGGCCGGCAGGCGCCAGGUACUGUUUCUCUUCCUACUACCUUUGUUCUACCCCGCGCUCUGCGAGCAGAUCCGCUACUCGAUUCCCGAGGAACUAGCCAAGGGUUCGGUGGUGGGGAACCUCACCAAGGAUCUCAGGCUCAGUGUCGUGGACAUGUCGGUUCGCAAGCUGUGAGUCAGCACGGAGAAGCUGCUUUUCAACGUAGACACGGAGAGCGGGGACUUACUAGUGAAGGACCGAAUGGACCACGAGGAGAUCUAGAGAAGAUGUGAAUUGCAGUUGGAAGCCAUGAUGGAAAACCCUUUAAGUAUUUUUCAUAUCAUUGUGGUUGUUGAGGAUAUUAAUGACCAUGCCCCACAAUUCCAUAAAGAUGAAAUAAAUUUAGAAAUCAGUGAAUCUGUCUCUCCGGGGAUGGGAACAAUUCUUGAGUCUGCAAAAGAUCCUGAUAUUAGUACGAAUUCACUGAGCAAAUACCAACUAAGCCCUAAUGAGUACUUCUCCUUGAUGGUGAAAGACAAUCCCGGUGGUGGCAAAUAUCCAGAAUUAGUACUGAAGAAGACCCUGGACCAGGAAACACAAAGCUCUCAUCAUCUGCUGCUGACAGCAUUUGACAAUGGAAGUUCACCACUAAGCAGCACAGCUCAGAUCCGAAUCCUGGUGGUGGAUGCCAAAGAUAACCCCCCAGUGUUCAGCCAAAAUAUGUACAGGGUCAGUCUUCAGGAAGGUAUACCCCUAGGCACCUCAGUGGUGAAGGUGAGUGCCACUGACCAAGAAGAAGGCUUCAACGCAGAGAUCACCUACUCAUUCCUUGGUGUGGCUAAUAAAGCCCAGCACAUGUUCUCUCUGGAUUCUGCCACAGUAGACGUUAUAACUCAUCAGUCCUUGGAUUUUGAAGAAGUAGAAAGAUAUACCCUGGAUGUAGAAGCAAAGGACCGAGGGUCCCUCUCUACACAAUGUAAAGUAAUCAUAGAAGUUCUAGAUGAAAAUGACAACAUCCCUGAAAUAAUCAUUACUUCUCUCUCUGAUCAAAUUUUAGAGGAUUCCCAUCCAGGAAUGGUUGUGGCUCUCUUCAAAACACAGGACCAGGAUUCUGGGGAAAAUGGAGAAGUCACUUGUAAUUUAAAUAGAGAUAUUCCAUUUAAGAUUCAUUCUUCAUCUAAUAAUUACAACAAGCUGGUGACAGAUGGACCGCUAGACCGAGAGCAGACUCCGGAAUACAACGUCACCGUAACAGCCACUGACAGGGGUAAUCCGCCCCUCUCCUCCAGCACUGUCAUCACUUUGCACAUCACCGCGCCGGUUUUCGAACAGCCUUCUUACAUGGUCCCCGUGGCGGAGAACAAUCCUACUGAAGCAUCUAUCGCACAAGUCAUCGCCUCGGACCCCGACCUGGGGCCCAACGGCCACGUCUCCUACUCCAUCGUGGCCAGCGACCUGGAGCCACGGGCGCUGGCGUCCCACGUGUCCGUGAACACGCAGAGCGGCGUGGUGUUCGCGCAGCGCGCCUUCGAUCACGAGCAGCUGCGCGCCUUCGAGCUGACGGUGCAGGCGCGCGACCAGGGCUCGCCAGCGCUCAGCGCCAACGUGAGCCUGCGCGUGUUGGUGGGCGACCGCAACGACAACGCGCCCAGGGUGCUGUACCCGGCGCUGGGGCCCGACGGCUCGGCGCUCUUCGACACGGUGCCGCGCGCCGCGCAGCCCGGCUACCUGGUCACCAAGGUGGUGGCGGUGGACGCCGACUCGGGACACAAUGCCUGGCUGUCGUACCACGUGCUGCAGGCCAGCGAGCCCGGACUCUUCAGCCUGGGGCUGCGCACGGGCGAGGUGCGCACUGCGCGUGCUUUGGGCGACCGGGACGCGGCGCGCCAGCGCCUGCUGGUCGCCGUGCGGGACGGGGGACAGCCGCCCCUGUCUGCCACCGCCACGCUGCACCUGGUGUUCGCUGACAGCCUACAGGAAGUACUGCCCGAUAUCGGCGACCGUCCGGAGGCCUCUGACCCCCAGGCCGAGCUGCAGUUUUACCUGGUGGUGGCCUUGGCCUUGAUCUCCGUGCUCUUCCUCCUCGCGGUGAUUCUGGCGAUUGCCCUGCGCCUGCGCCGCUCCUCCAGCCCCACCACCUGGGGCCGCUUUGGGUCUGUUUUGUGCUCCAAGUCUGGACCGGAAAUUACUGGCAACUACAGUGAAGGAAGGUUGCCCUAUACCUAUAAUUUGUGUGUGCCCGGGGAUCAAACUAUUCCAGGGUUUAAUUUUCUUACAUCUGUUGAUCAUUUUCCAGCCACACAAGAUAUUUUCAACAAAGAUAACCCCUCAGGACUAAUGACUAGCAUUUUAACUCCUAGUCUUGAAGCAGAUAAGAAGACUUUUAAACAGGUAAGUAUUUAAAAUAAUGCUUUUCAUAUUCUAAUGCAAUAUAUUCCACUGGAGCAUUGUUGUUUAAAGAUUCUAGAUUCAUGAGUGCCUGGCUGGCUCUGUUGGUAGAGCAUGU
Hyaena hyaena (striped hyena) is the source of this 2955-nucleotide messenger RNA. RefSeq names its product protocadherin gamma-B7-like. NCBI's taxonomy places the organism in Eukaryota, Metazoa, Chordata, Mammalia, Carnivora, Hyaenidae. Gene Ontology annotation, molecular function: calcium ion binding. The record is from RefSeq and is a predicted model, not a curated record. Gene Ontology annotation, cellular component: plasma membrane. Gene Ontology annotation, biological process: homophilic cell-cell adhesion.